Dromiciops gliroides (monito del monte) is the source of this 2281-nucleotide messenger RNA. RefSeq lists its product as uncharacterized. The coding region runs from base 269 to 991 and encodes 240 amino acids. The transcript is spliced from 5 exons. The record is from RefSeq and is a predicted model, not a curated record. NCBI's taxonomy places the organism in Eukaryota, Metazoa, Chordata, Mammalia, Microbiotheria, Microbiotheriidae.
CCUUCCACGAUUUCUGGCCGAUAGCUGGGCAGGAUGUAAAAAACACAUAGGCCUACGUGAUUUGGCAUUCACCAAUCAGUCGGUGCCUGUGUAAGGGUAUUUAAGUAACUUCUGUGAAUCUCUGCCCCAAGUAGGAGUCACGGUGCCCAGUCAGGGAGGUACUCUGACGUGAAGAAGACGCCCAGGAAAAUGUCUAUCUGAGCACAGCCCAACCCGCCCCCCCGCGUCUUUUGCAGUGGCCAUUCUCCAAAGUUGGCGGGCCAGAGCUAUGUCGGAUUUCGGGGCUCGGAGAUGGACCCCAGCACGAUCCCUCCCGCCAUUGCUUCUGUGUGCUCUCGUUCAGCCUACAGCCACCUUCAAAGAAUCAGAGAAGAUGUCCUUUCUGAAUGGGACUCAGGAAGAUGAUAUCCUGUUGCAUCUAGAUUUAAACAUUGGAAAGAACACCCAGUUGAUUGAACGGAAUUUUCAAUCUAAGAAUCUCCGUCUACUCACCAUAUACCCAGGAGAAAGCAGGCCACGAUGGAUCAUUCCCCGGAAAGAAUACAAGGAGAGGUUGUCUGUCCCUGAUGGGAAGUCUCUGAGGAUCAUGAAUCUGAUCUCUGAAGAUAGUGGAUGUUAUGAAGCUCACAUUAAAUCAGUCUCAGGAGAGAUAUAUAUUGAGAAGUUCAAUUUAACUGUCUUUGGCACUAAAACUACAGAGCCUAACAUGAAUGCACGGAUUCGGUGGUGGUCCUUGGUUGUCAGCCUGGUCUCAGUGUUGGUGAUCAUGCUCUUGGUGGGAGUUUGGUUUUCUCGACCUAAAAGAGACACAAGAGAAAACAUGCAACCAACAAUGGAUCAUGGGGAUGAGAGAAGACUAGAGGAGGGACUGACAUCUUGCCCAAAUGGUUUACAGACUGAAGACACCUAUGAAGACCUGCCAACCAUAUCUACACAAGAGAAUGGACUACUUAUGCUGAGCAGAAUCUGCAUGCCACAAGAGCACAGCUGACAGCAGCACAGAUUGGAGCAGCCCGACAACAUUAACAAAGAUAUUGUCCACCCUAACGUAUUGGAGCCCUGAGCUGAUUUAUCCAGAUCUGUGCCCUGGGCACAGAUGUCCUUUAUGUGUAUGUUUGUCCACAAGUGUGGCCUACAUGUGUCCAUGCUUCCCUUUGAUGCUAUAUAUUGGGGACAAACCCUGCCUUAUUUUUAUUGGGGAGACAUAUCAUUCCUUCUGUCUUUACUGGCCUCUUAUUAAGUGCCAUUCUGCCCAAUAUCUUCAUUCCCCCUUCUCUUACUAGAACUCCAUUCCCUUAAUGAUGGUGUCUGAUAAGUGAUCGGUCACCUUUUCUUGCUCAGAACUAGGGCUCUAUGCCAUUUCCUUGUCAUCUCCACACUAGGCCACAGAGCACAUUAUCUAUCCCAUUCCAAUUCCCCUUCCUGUGUUAUCUUUUGCUAUUCAACGUAACCUCCCUGAUGGCACAAUGAAUACUGAGGUUGACAUGGACUCAGGAUAAAUCUUGCCAUAGACACAUAGUAGCUGUGUGACACUGGACAAAUUACUUUGCCUUAGUUUCCUUAUCUGUAAAAUGGGGAUAAUAAUGGCACCUACCUUCCAGAGUAGGAGAAAAUGAGAUAAUUUUUGCAAAGCACUUUUCAAAUCUCAAAGCACUAUGUAAAUGCUACCUAUUGUUAUUGUUAUUAUUAUUGAUAUUGUUAUCGUUGUUAUUGUUAGUAUUGUUAGUAUUAGUAUUAUUACCAUCAUCAUCUCUGGUACUUUAUAUCGUGCUUAGAACAAAAUGAGCUACUUGAGGGGCAGCUAGGUGGCGCAGUGGAUAAAGCGCCAGCCCUGGAUUCAGGAGGACCUGAGUUCAAAUCCAGCUGCAGACACUUGACACUUACUAGCUGUGUGACCCUGGGCAAGUCACUUAACCCUCAUUGCACCCCCCCCCAAAAGAGUACUUGAUCAAUUCUGUAUCUAUCACUUUCACUAAGUGCCUUUGCUAGUGAUAUGAGCAGAACCAGAAGACCACUGUAUACAGUAACAGCAAUAUUGUGUGAUGAUCAACUGUGAAUGACUUAGCUAUUUUCAGCAAUACAAUGAUUCAAAACAAUUCUGAAGGACUUAUGACAAAAAAUGCUAUCCACUGUCAGAAAAAGAACUUAUGAAGUCUGAACACAGAUAAGCAUACUUUUUCUUUAUUUUUCUUGGAGGUGUUUUUGUCUGUUUUCUUUCACAACAUAACUAACAUAUUAUGAAGAUGCUAUCUGUCUCCAAAGGAAGAACUGAGAAAUAGAA